UCCAAAAAUCUUCUCAUGUUUGUGUGUGUUCCUUAUCUCCUUCGUCUCUUCUCCAAGGCCUUCAAAGAUCAUUCUCCAAACCCUAAUCCUCUCUCACUCUCUCUCGCGAUUCGAUCGAUCAAUCUACUACCAAGCAGUGAUGUCGAUCGAGAGAACGUUCGAGCCAUGGGAGGAGAUGCAGCGCCAUGGCCAGGACCUCGCUGACCGCCUCGCCCAGGGCUUCAAUGGCCUCAUCCAGUCCCACAUCAGUGCUCCGCCAUUCCCUGGCCUCCAGGGCUCCACGAAGACGCCAUUCGAUGCGGAUUUUAAUCCGAUUCUUGACAUCGGGAGCCGGAUCGGUCAGGCUGGGGCUGAUUUCGGUUCUUGCCUUCAUGGACUUGUGCAUCAGUUCUUUCGGAGGUUUCCGGCGCCGUUUCGGCAAGAAGAGGGGGAUGCGACGGUGGUUAGGGCUGAUUUGGAGGGGAGGAAGAGGGAUGGGGCUGUGGAGAUGCGGGGAAGUGGUGCGGGUGAGGUGGUUGGAUUGGCGGCUGAGCAGGUCGGGGUUUGGGGCUUGCCGGAAGCUUCGAAGGGCGGGGGUUUGGAAGAGCUUACUGAUGAGGAGGGGCUCGAAGCUGAUCGUAGAGCUACCGAGCAUUUUGGCAUGUCCCAGGGGAGCAUUAACAUAACAUCCACGUAUAACAGUAGAACCAACGACUAUGAGGGCUCUUUAGUUGCAAAAGGAGACAUGUGGAGAGUUGAGGCAUCCCGUGGUGGUUCAACUUCAGGGAAUGAAAAUUCCUCUCUUUUCCUUGUCCAAUUGGGCCCUGUGUUGCUUGUGCGUGAUACAACCCUUCUUUUGCCUGUUCAUUUAUCAAAGAAACACUUGCUUUGGUAUGGCUACGAUCGCAAGAAUGGAAUGCAUUCACUCUGUCCAGCCAUAUGGUCAAAGCAUAGAUGGUUGUUGAUGUCAAUGAUCUGUCUCAAUCCAUUGGCUCUUUCCUUCAUGGAUUUGCAGUUCCCAAAUGGGCAUCUGACAUAUGUUGCUGGCGAGGGGUUAACUACAAGUGCCUUUCUUCCGUGUUUUGGUGGUUUACUUCAAGCUCACAGUCAAUAUCCAGGAAAAACUAGAUUUAGUUUCUCUUGUAAGAAUAAGCGUGGAACACGAAUUACUCCCAUGGUGCAGUGGCCUGAUAAGUCCUUCUCACUUGGAGUUGUACAAGCCUUGGCUUGGAAGAGAUGUGGUCUCAUGAUGAGACCAACCAUUGAAUUCAGCAUCUGUCCUACUUUUGGUGGAAGCAAUCCUGGAUUACAUGCUGAGCUUGUCCAUUCCGUGAAGGAAAAGCUCAGUCUGAUUUGUGGUUAUUCGGGGAUGGGUCAUCCAUCUGCUUUCGUCUCUGUUUCCCUUGGGAGAUCCAAGUGGAAUAAGAACGUCGGAAAGUACGGUAUUGUCAUAAGAGCGGAAACUCCUGUAAGCCACCUUGUCCAGCCAUCCUUUUCGAUCCAGUUGAACCUCGGUACGGAGUUUUGAUCUUUUGCCAAUGCUUUUGUACAAAAGAAUUUUCUUCUCUCCUGAUCGACUUCAUGUACUUUUCUUCAUAAUAGCCACCAAAUUCUAUGUCCAGAAAAUUUCUAGAGCCGCUUUUGUAUUGAAAGCCCACUUGUGCAGAAUACACAAGCUGUGCAGUUCAAAAAAACAUAUUAAUUCAAUACAGAGAAGGGAUUUACAAUGGA
This is a messenger RNA of Dioscorea cayenensis subsp. rotundata (Guinea yam), 1710 nucleotides long. RefSeq lists its product as uncharacterized. Lineage: Eukaryota; Viridiplantae; Streptophyta; Magnoliopsida; Dioscoreales; Dioscoreaceae. The record is from RefSeq and is a predicted model, not a curated record.